AUGGCAAGUAGUGUUUCCUCAGCUGCAAGCGAGCCAGAGCACAAUACGAAAGAAAAAGAAGUAGAAGCAGAGAACGCAACUACAACAGGAGCAGUAGCCGAAGAUGAGGAUACUGGAGCGCAGGUUGCACCAAUCGUUAAGCUCGAAGAAGUCGCUGUUACUACCGGCGAGGAAGAUGAAGAUUCCCUCCUUGAUCUGAAGGCCAAGCUGUAUAGAUUUGAUAAAGAAGGGAAUCAGUGGAAAGAGAGAGGAGUUGGGACUGUGAAGCUUUUGAAACAUAAAAAAUCUGCCAAAGUUCGUCUUGUUUUUCGCCAAUCUAAGACUCUCAAGAUCUGCGCCAACCAUUUAGUUCUGCCGACAAUUAAUGUGCAAGAGCAUCAUGGAAAUGAUAAAUCGUGUUUGUGGCAUGCUGCUGAUUUUGCUGAUGGGGAAUUGAAGGAUGAGCUUUUCUGCAUCAGAUUUCCUUCGGUUGAAAAUUGCAAAAAUUUCAAGGAGACCGUAGAAGAGGUUGCUGAAAGUCAGGGAAGGAAAGAGGACAGUGAAGAUGCUGCAGAUGCUGCUGCUGGACACCUUGAGAAGUUGAGUGUCGGGGAUACUAAAACUGAAGAAAAAGAGAAGGAAGAGUUACCUGUUGCAGCCAAAGAGGUUAGCGAAACCAUAGCUGAUAAAGCAAAGGAAGACGGAGAAAAGAAGGUUGAAACAGCAGCAGACGAAGCGAAGGAAGAUGGAGAAAAGAAGGACGAGCCGGCUUCAUCUGCAUAG
Molecule: messenger RNA, 762 nt
Organism: Dovyalis caffra
Lineage: Eukaryota; Viridiplantae; Streptophyta; Magnoliopsida; Malpighiales; Salicaceae
Source: the annotation of a GenBank genome assembly